ACUUACGUGGGGAGUAUAUUACUCGGUGGUUCGGGGAGAGCGCAAAAGUACGCGAUAAUUUUGUGCAUCUAGUAAGAAUUUUCAAAAACUUUGAUUUAACUACAAGAACAGUUGGAUUUUUUGAGAAAUAAUCGAUAUAAGACGCUCGUUCUUCUUAUGCUGAAAUUAGCUUUCCUGCAACUAUAGAAAAAUGUCCUGAAGCUCAAAGAACUAUGAUACUACGAUGGAUAGUAUACUUGAUUUUGAUACUUUACGGCAAAGAGUCUCAAAGCGUCGAUCCAUCCCAAUGUAUCGCACCGUUGGGAAUGGAAAAUGGUGCCAUCAAAGAUAGUGACAUCACUGCAUCGUCAUCGUUUGACAGUGGAAAUGUGGGGCCUCAACAUGGACGGGUGAGAACGGACAAAAACGGAGGAGCGUGGUGUCCUCAAAAACAGGCCACGACCGAACCGGAAGAAUGGAUACAAAUCGAUCUGAAAACGGUGCACGUCAUUACUGCCACAGAAACCCAAGGCAGAUUCGGCAAUGGACAGGGAAUCGAGUACGCCGAGGCUUAUAUGAUCGAGUAUUGGAGACCGAGGCUACAAAAAUGGAUUCGGUAUCAUAAUGCCAAAGGCGAAGAGGUCAUUGCCGGCAACAUCAACCCUUACCUGGAGUCAAAACGGCAAUUAGAUCCGCCGCUAUGGACCAGCAAAAUUCGCUUUUAUCCUUAUAGUUUUCACAAGAGGACCGUUUGCAUGCGGGUGGAAUUGUACGGGUGCAAGUGGACCGAUGGAAUUGUGAGCUAUUCGAUGCCUCAAGGGGAUAAAAGAGGAGCUAAUUGGGAAUUUUUCGAUCUUGGGUAUGAUGGUGUAUGGGACGGUCACGAACUCAAACACGGUCUUGGUCAACUCAUGGACGGAAAAUUCGGCCACGACGAUUUCAAAACUGAUCUGUCCGAAGGCCAGACUUGGGUCGGGUGGAAAAACGACUCGCGUCACAAACCUAUAGAAAUCAGAUUCGAAUUCGACAGAGUCCGCGAAUUUUCCGGGGUGCACAUUUUCUGCAACAACCAAUUCACCAAGGACGUGCAAGUUUUUUCUUUGGCGAAAGUCUUGUUCAGUAUCGGUGGCAAACGGUUCAACAAAGGCGAACCGAUUACUUACGAGUAUAUGGAGGAUAGGAUUUUCGAAAAUGCUAGAAAUAUAUCAAUUAAGCUGCAUCAUAGAGUGGGCAAAUUUGUUAAAAUCCAAUUAUAUUUCGCCUCAAAGUGGAUUCUAAUAAGCGAAAUUUCAUUUGAGUCAGUUGUAGCCCAUGGAAAUUUCACUGUGGAACCUGAACCUACAACCACCCCACACAUAAGGGUAGCAACAGACCACGAACACAAAAUCGAAAUCCCUAUACAAACUGACGUAAACGAACCCGCAGUAAUUGCAAUCAUAAUAAUCGGAAUUGUAAUAGUUUUAAUACUACUAGGAGGAAUUGUCGUUUUAAUUUACAAAUUCAAAAAUCGUAAAUACCUUCGCAGUCCUAACACAUCGAAUUUAGGCUUUCCAAACGCUACUUUGCCUCAUCGCAUCCAGGGCAACGAAAGUGUUUACAGUAUGCCAGAAAAAGAUCACAUCGAAGCCUAUGGAGUGACAGAAAUUAAUAAUUCCGGCGACGAGUAUUAUCGAAAGGGCCACGGAGCAGGCUCGAUUAAGUCAAGUUUGAGAUCCACGUUGCCGUUGCCGCAUCCAGAGGAGAACACUUAUCAAGAGCCCUAUCAGGCUAUGAAGUUUGCUCCGUAUUAUAGUUAUAGUCCUAUUAUAAUGGAGAUGACGAAUUAUAAUGCCAGUCCGAAGAAAUCGAAUAAUAAUUCUAACUGUGAUAAUUACGACUAUGCUGUUCCCGAAGCCAACACUCUACCGUUGCUCUCUGGAAGCGAUCAAAAUACUCUGCCAAUGGUCAGAAAUUCUUGCAAUAAGGCUGUGCAACAGCAGAACAAACAAAGCAGGGUGUCUUUGAGAAGUACUAGAAGUGAAGGGGCCGAAACCAGAAGGUCUCCCACCCAACAAGAGGCAUUAGCAAUACUCAAAAAGAGACUGGAGGAGACUACAAUCAAGGAAUUUCCCAGGCACCGAUUAAGAAUGUUGUCGAAAUUGUCUGAGGGUGCUUUUGGUACUGUUUAUAUUGCAGAAACCGACGGCAUAACUGACACUAAACUUGUAGCUAUUAAGUUUUUAGGAGAUAAUACUUUAGAAAAGGAAAAAAAAGACUUCUAUAGAGACGUCAAAAUCCUUUCGGCUUUGGACGACGACAACAUUGCCCGAGUUUUAGGCAUUUGUAGUCAAGAUGAACCUCUAUGUGUAGUAAUGGAAUAUUUGGAACAUGGCGAUUUAUGCCAGUUUUUAAAGAUUCACGUUACUAGCGAAAACAAUGCGACUUUACCUUAUGGAGUGAAAAGUUUGAGCUUUAAUUGUUUAUUGUACAUAGCUACGCAAAUUGCUAGCGGGAUGAGGUAUUUGGAAACGUUGAAUUUUGUUCAUAGAGAUCUGGCUGCAAGAAAUUGUCUGAUAGGUAAAGCCUAUCAAGUGAAAAUAUGUGAUUAUGGCACUUACAACGAACUGUACGUAAACGAUUAUUAUAAAGUUGACGGAAAUACGCCCUUGCCCAUUAGAUGGAUGUCUUGGGAAGCUGUAUAUCAAAUGAAAUAUACAACUAAAAGUGACGUUUGGUCUUUCGCUGUAACUUUAUGGGAAAUUCUAACGUUGUGUAGAAGGCAGCCUUACGAUUACAUGUCAGAUCCGGAAGUAAUGGAAAAUUUAGCAAGGCUUCACUGUGAUGAUAACCAAUACAAGUACCUUCCCAGACCUUCGAAUCACAAAGACAUCUACGAUUUGAUGUUGGAGUGUUGGCGAAGAGUGGACACAGAUCGGCCCAGUUUCAGGGAGAUUCACAUGUUUUUGCAACGGAAAAAUUUAGGUUACGCACCUGUAUAAAUUUUUAUUGUUAUAAUAAAGCGGACUGUUGAUGGUAUAAACUUUGCUGGUACUGGCUUUUUAGCCAGAUACAAUAGAUUUUUUAGUGGGAUCAAUGUUAAUGUAAAUACUACACAGGGUGAUAACUGAUAACUUAUAGUACUAUAUUUCUAAUAGCUUUUUCUCAAUAAUUAUUUAUUAAUGUAUUUAUUUUAAUGUUAAAAACGAUUUUUCUUAUUUUCAUCAGUUUGUGCUUACUUUAGUGAUUAAAUUAUAUUUUGGACAAUCAAAAAGUUAUAUGGAAAAUUUCUAGUUAAAUUUAAACUUUUUAAAAAAAUUGUUACUUCUUUGUUUGCUCUUAUAAGGUCUGUUUCCACAGAAAUCACAAACCAGUCAAAGCUAAUUUCAUUGGUCGAAAAUAGUUAGGAAACUGGUUGUUGGUGAUUUGGACCAAUCAAAAACACUCUGACUGGUUUGUGAUUUCUGUGGAAAUAGCCCUAUAUAGUCUCGAUUAAAAAAAAAAAAAAAACUCAUCUUAGUGGCUUAAAAAAAUUCUAAUAUCGCUUAAAAACAUUUGUUAAAAAUUCUCUCACUGCACAAUAAUAAAAGACAAUGGUUUAGAUUAUAAAAAAAUAAAUAAAAAAAUACUGUAUAUUAUUAAUUAAUAAUAAAUAAUUAUGAAUAAUGUUUAUGUUAUUAUGUAUAAAUUUAUUGAAUUUCUUCAGCAAAUAAUAUUAUUAUAACCUAGUCAAAUUAUUUUCAAAUAAAAAAUAAGGGCUAAAUCGAAGCUUAACUUUUUAACUUUAAUGCUUGAAUGUAUGUAGGUAUGUAUUUAAUUUUUUUUUAAAUUAACUUCUAAGAAGUCUUUGAUGGAACAAUUCUAAAUUAUAUAAAAAUCUUGUAUAGGUUUAUUUAUUUUGUUUGAAACCAUGAAAAAUAUUUAUACAAUUACUGACUGCUUGAUGUUUCCAGUUACCAUAAGAAAAAUGUCAUUUUUUAAAUAAAAUAAAUGGUUACAAAGAUAUUAUUUUGUAAUUGAAAGCAAUGUUAAAAAUAAUUAGUGUAUAAAGCAAAUAUUAUACUCUUUUAUUUAUUUUGUUAAAGUGCCAACAACGACCAUUUUAUUUUUUUAGAUCUGUGCCUCUACUACUCACUGUAUAUAAAAAAUAAGAACAAAUAAUUAUUGCUUAUAACUCACAUUUUUUAGAAUAUCGUUUUUAAGCUCACACAAUACUAUGUAGUUUAUUAAUUUUAGAUUAUAUUUGACAUUCCAUAUUAUCAAUACAAAAAUGGCACAAGAAAACUUCUUUAAGAUUCUCCGAUUGCGAUCAUUGAAUGUGUUUUAUAUUUAUGUCAACAUAUCAGAAAAAUAAAAAAAGUAAUACAUUUGAAAAGUGUGGUUUGAUUUAUUGGCAUAAUAGUGUUCAGUCCUUCACUCUUCUGCAAAUCCCUGUAGAAUGUAUUUGGAUUUCGAUGGGGUUGCGAAGUUUGCCGCGCCAAAGGCCUUGGCUGUGCAACAGGCUGGACUUCAUCAGGAGCUAUGUGAGCAGACGUAAGUUGGUCUGUCGAGAUAGUUUUGUGUUCGCCAUUGACAUCAAUGACAAAUGUGCAGUUGUUCACACAAUGCACGACUCGGUGUGGGCCAGUGUAUGGAGGUUGCAAUGGCUUUUUGAUGCUCUCGACGUGCCUGAAAACAAACUCACAUGUAUUUUAAGUCUUUAAACACCCAUGGGCGUUGUGAAGUGUGUCUCGAGGCCAGGACAGGCCUGAGCGCAGCUCUCGGAGAAAACUGGCGCUUGGCUCGGGUGCGUCUUGUGUGGCCAUGAACUCUCCAGGGAUAUGAAGCGAGGUACCAAAGACCAUUUCAGCCGGUGAAGCUUAGAGAUCUUCUUUCCACAUGGUGCGCAUGCCCAGUAGAACCAUAGGAAGAGCUUGGGGCCAAGGUGUUUCUGGAGAGCACAUCAAGGCGGCCUUGAGGAUUCUGUGGAUCCGCUCUACCAUGCCAUUGGCCUGCGUAUGAAUGUACUUGGCUCCGACAAAGUGGCUGAGUUGCUGAAAAAUAAUGGCCUCGAACUGAGGGCCUUGGUCAGACGUAAUAGUAAGCGGUGUGCCAAGGUGUACCAUCCAGCCAUCGAAGAGGGCACGUGCUACAGUGGGUGCAGUUGUCUCACGCAGAGGAAUGGCAUGAGGGUACCGUGAGUACGGACGGUAGUCUGUAAAAAUAGUAAAGGGCCUACCUUCAAGAAUCCUUGGAAAGUGUUUGACCGCAGCGAAAACAGCGAGGAACUCGCGAUCAUAUUAUGUAGAGUAGCGUUGUUCUGUGAGUGACAGGCUUACGUGAAAAGAACCCAAGCCGUGCCCAUGAACCAUCUGGUUGACGUUGGUCCAAGGCGGCACCAAUGGCAAAGUUUGACGCAUCUGUUCUGAGUGCAAGUGGCUGUGGGCUGUGAUGCAGACAGGAAGACAGUUUCGGUAGUGUUUACGAUUGCUCUGCUUUGCUAUUUUGGAAAGCGGUCUCAGCGUCGGCCGUCCAGGACAGGACCGAUUUCUUGGCUGUGGACCCUUCGAGCAGCUCAGUAAGUGGCGCUCGGAGUUCAGAAGCGCCUGUAAAAAUUCAACAUGCCCAAGAAGCGACGCAACUGUGAGGAGUCGUGCGGCUUUGGAAAGUCAGUGAUGGCUGCAUGCUGUCUUUGGAGCGGGCGGGCUGAUGCCCACUGACGUGACCUAGUAGCCUGCGAAGACGAUUUGAUUCAGACCAAAGUGGCACUUGGACCAGUUAACAGACAGUUUGUCUUUCCUGAGGGUACACAGCAGGAGUCGAAAAUGCUGCUGAUGUUCGUCAUGGUUGGUGGAGUGGUUCACUAUGUCGUCUUCAUAGCAUUUGACGAAAGCUGAUAGCUUUCGGAGCAGGUGUUUUAUUGUACGCUGAAGGGAUUGGCCUGCGUUGCGCAAACCCAUUGGCAUGCCCAAAAAUUCAAAGAGGCCAAAUGAUGUCGUGACCGCUGUCUUCUGGACGUCCUCCGGCGCCACUGGGAUCUGGUAGAAGGCGCACUGUAGAUCUACAACAGAGAAAACCUCACCUUUACAGUUUUGCAAUAGGUCCUCAAUGACAGGUAGAGGGUAACAGUCUGAUUGGGUUACACAAUUGAGGUGGCGGUAGUCACCAGUGGUGCGCCAUCCAUCAUUGGGCUUUGGCACGAGGUGAAGUGGACUAGACCACUGACUUGAGGACGGUCAAAUGAUGCCUCUCUCAAGAAGCAGGUCAAAUUCCUUGCGUGCAGCCGCCAGACGCUCGCCUGCGGGCGUAAACAGGUGGGCCUGUGGUCACAAUAUGAUGGUGCACAGGUAGGUCUGGGAGUGAUGCCAUUGCUCCAGGAGCUACGGCGAGGUCAAUGAACUCUUGGACUAUUGCCCUGUAUUUCUCACCCAUGGCAUCUUUGGGUACCUCAAAAGUUGGAGCAAUCUGGACGCUUGUAAUGUCUGGUUCGGGGCCUGCCAUGCAGGUCGUCGUUAGGCUUGUGCGACCGAUGAGGAGGCGGGCACGCUUGAGGUCCAGAAUGAGGUCGUGGUGGGUCAGGAAGUCGGCUCCAAUUAUAGCUGUCGUGCCUUCAGCGACGUAGAACUACUAUUCGAGUGGCCUGCAAAGGCCUAGGUUGAGCUGUAACAAUUUUGAGCCAAAUGUAUUAAUGGGGGUACAGUUUGCUGCAAGCAAAACUAGGUCUUGCUUAAUUAACUGUCCCUUAAUCACUCGUUUUGGUAAAAUUGAAAUUACGGAACCUGAGUCUACGAGGAAUGGAAUGUUCAAAUGUUUGUCGCGAACAUAUAAACGGUUUUCAAUAGGCUGAGUACCGGCGACGACAGCCACGCACGACGCCGGGCCUACGAGUUUCCCUGGUUAGACUGAGGCGCAGAUCUAGCGACAAACGCACAAGGAAGUCUGCAAUGCAUUGCUUUGUUGCCCCAGUUUGUAUGGUACCAGCAAAAUCCUGUUUCUGAGUCUGCGCCCGGGGUGGAGGACCGGUCGCGCGGGGGCCCAUUUGCAUUGCGAUUUCGGGAUCGGUCACGCUCCGGAGGCACUAGGCUUGAGCUAGAAGCAAGAGUAUUAUUAUUGUUCGACAACUGGUUAAUUAAUGUCCGUAUUUUUGCCAUAUCUCGAGGCAUUGCAUCCAUUCUUGCAUUUGUUGCGUCGAGACUUGCGUUU
Molecule: messenger RNA, 7137 nt
Organism: Ceutorhynchus assimilis (cabbage seed weevil)
Lineage: Eukaryota; Metazoa; Arthropoda; Insecta; Coleoptera; Curculionidae
Source: the annotation of a GenBank genome assembly